Molecule: messenger RNA, 2108 nt
Organism: Glycine soja
Lineage: Eukaryota; Viridiplantae; Streptophyta; Magnoliopsida; Fabales; Fabaceae
Product: transcription factor bHLH112-like
Exons: 7
Coding region: 247-1560 (437 amino acids)
Biological process (GO): regulation of transcription by RNA polymerase II
Cellular component (GO): nucleus
Molecular function (GO): protein dimerization activity; DNA-binding transcription factor activity, RNA polymerase II-specific; RNA polymerase II cis-regulatory region sequence-specific DNA binding
Source: RefSeq, a predicted model, not a curated record
AAUCAUCUCCAUGUAAUGCCAACCGCGUUCCGGUAAAUUCCCCUAGUCGUAUCCUUCCAACCGUUCCAUAUAUAAAAUGUCUCAAACCCCCUAACCUUUCUUACAUCCCCAACAAGCUUCUAAGUGUGUAACUGUGUUAGAACAAGAGCUCAAAGAUACAAAAAAUUCAGGAAAUUCAGAAUUGAAGGACAAACAGAUUCUGCAGAUAUAACAUAUAGCUAGUAGCAUCAAGAAGUCUUGCUUGCCAUGGCUGAGGAUUUUCAAGCUGCUAUCUGUGGUGAAAAUUGGUGGAAUAAUAUUAAUCCAACAAGAAGUGUCUUUCCUCUUAUGCCAUCAACUUGUUCGGUGGCAGCAGCUGAUCAUGCAGGAAACUACAGCACUUGGCAAAGUACUACUGAUUUCGUUGAUUUGAAGGGAACAAGGUCUUGUGCUGAGCUGGAGACUGAUAAUAACUUGAGUUUUCUUGAUGCUGAGAAGCCACAGCAGAGUGAAAGUGGUAGCAUCUUGAUCAAUUCCACCUUACAAAUGAUGGGUUUUGGCAAGUCAUCUUCAACUUCAUCGAAUUGGAAUCAAUCUUUAUUAGGGAGCGGUUUUGAUUCUGUGCUUCAAGAAGAAACAGGCAUAGGUGGUGGCAGCCAAGUUUCCACCGUUGAUGCUUUGAAGCCAAUGAACCAAGAAUUUUCCUUGGAUCAGCAGAGUCUGAAUUCUGUUGUUACAAGCACUGGAUCAUUAUCUGGUGGUUUCCCAGUUGUUUCAGCCUCCUAUGGUUACCCUUCAACAUUGAUACAAAGCUUAUAUGAGCCUGAGCCUCAACCACAACAACAGAACUCACUUUUCACCAACCCCUCCAUGUCCUACUCAUCAUCUUCCGCAAACUAUGGGAUAUGUUCCAAUGAACUGUCACCAACUUGGUCCAAAGUUUCUUCCCUUCCCAAACCCUCAAUGCCAAAGCAACAGCUCAGUGGAUUGCACUUUUCCAACAACACUGCUUUCUGGAAUUCUUCAGCCGAAGCACUUAAUGACAUAAGAGCAGGUGUUUUUACUUCAUCACAAGCCCAAUAUCAAACGGCAAAAUUUGAAGAGAAACCCAACUGCCCCAAUACUCUAUUAAACAAGCUCAAGAGAGAAGAAUCACCAGACGCAGCGAAGAAAAAUUCUCCUGAGCCUGCAUUCAAGAGGCAAAGAAUUGAGACUCCAUCUCCAUUACCAACUUUUAAGGUUAGGAAAGAAAAGCUGGGGGACCGCAUCACUGCUCUUCAGCAAUUGGUUUCACCUUUCGGAAAGACGGAUACAGCAUCCGUUCUUCACGAAGCCAUCGAGUACAUCAAGUUCCUCCAUGACCAAGUCAGUGUUUUGAGCACUCCAUAUAUGAAAAACAACGGAGCUCCCAUUCAACACCAGCAGGAUUGUGAUAAUCUGAAGGACUCAGAAGGGGCAAAACAAGAUUUGAGAAGCCGAGGGCUGUGUUUGGUGCCGAUUUCAAGCACAUUCCCAGUGGCUAAUGAGACCAGUGUUGAUUUCUGGACGUCUACAUUUGGAGGCGCACUCAUUGGCAGGUAGAGACAAGUGGAGAACUCGUGACAAUAAUAACUAUAUAUUUAUAAAUAAACUAAAAGGAAGAAGAAGAAGAAGAAAACACGAUUAUGCUAAAGAGAAAAUUAAAGCUGAAGAGAACAAAAGAGCAAAAAAGAAAAAGGAAGCUACUCUUCAAAGAGGACACGUAAAGCAGAAUGAUGUACACUAGUAAAUGAUUAGUGACUACUGGAAGAGAUCGAAUAAUAGAUUAAUUAGCUAUAGGUGCUUUAAGAAGUUUUAGUGUUUUUAUUAUUAACAUCGAUGAGGGGCAGGAACAAGUGCUAAAUUCAGAGGCAUUUGACAUAUUAGAUUAGAGUUUUUGUUGCUGCUGUGGUUAGAGAGUCAGUAUUAUAUGCCUGAAUUUAGCAGAUGGGGCUAGCUAGCUAACACGCCUUUUGUUCCUGCUAUAAUCGAUGUAUUAUUGUAGUAUAUAUUUUGAAUCAUUAAAGGGGUUUUACACCAACUUUAAUUUUUUUUAUUAUUUAUAUGAAAAAAAAUAAUCAAAAUAAAGCGGAUUAUAUUGUACCGUUCAA